Ipomoea triloba (trilobed morning glory) is the source of this 1915-nucleotide messenger RNA. RefSeq names its product CRM-domain containing factor CFM3, chloroplastic/mitochondrial-like. Lineage: Eukaryota; Viridiplantae; Streptophyta; Magnoliopsida; Solanales; Convolvulaceae. The coding region runs from base 29 to 1615 and encodes 528 amino acids. Gene Ontology annotation, biological process: RNA splicing, via transesterification reactions. The record is from RefSeq and is a predicted model, not a curated record. The transcript is spliced from 9 exons. Gene Ontology annotation, molecular function: mRNA binding.
GAAGUUUGAAGGUCCUCAGUCACAUAACAUGAAGAGGACACAUGAGAUGCUUGAGGCUAAAACAGGAGGAUUGGUGAUUUGGAGAUCAGGCAGUUCAAUAGUGAUAUACAAAGGACUAUCAUAUGCAUUUGAUUGUGUAAAAUCAUUUGUUAAACAAAAUAAAGCUAAUUUGGAUACAUUAGAAUUGUCUCGAGAUUCGGUGGAUAACAGUGGAAUUAAAUAUUUGAAUGGAGUACAUGGAACAUCAAAGUCUUAUUCGAAUAGUCUAACAGAAGAAGAAAAGAUGGAUUUAAGUGAGCUCAAUCUUCUUUUGGAUGAGCUCGGCCCGCGUUUUGAAGAUUGGAAUGGUCGUUAUCCUCUUCCCGUGGAUGCAGAUUUAUUGCCUGCUGUUAUUCCUGGAUAUAAACCUCCUUUCAGACGUCUCCCUUAUGGUGUUAGACAGAAUUUAAGAGACAGAGAAAUGACAUACUUUCGUAGGACAGCGCGAGGGAUGCCCCCACAUUUUGCGCUAGGAAGAAACCGAGAGCUGCAAGGUCUGGCUGCUGCAAUGGUGAAGCUAUGGGAAAGAAACGCUAUUGCAAAGAUUGCCAUCAAACGUGGUGUGCAUAAUACAUGCAAUGAAAGGAUGGCAGAAGAACUCAAGGUGUUGACGGGAGGAACACUCUUAUCUCGUAAUAAGGACUAUAUAGUCUUUUAUAGGGGUAAUGACUUCUUGGCACCGGCUGUUACAGAAGCGUUAAAAGAAGCAGAGACACGGAAUACUCUUCAACAAGAACAUGAAGAACAAGCACGACAGGCAGCAGCAACCUCUAUUGUUUCAAACCGUAGGACUGCUAAAAGGCCAUUGGUUGCAGGAACCCUUGCUGAGACCAUAGCAGCAACUUCACGCUGGGCUAACCCACCCAGUAAUCAAGAGAUAGAGAAAAUGAUGAAAGAUGCAGCUGAAGCUAGGCAUGCUACUCUGAUCAGAUUUCUUGAAUACAAGCUGGCUCUUGCAAAUAGGAAAGUGAAAAAGGCGGAGAGGGCUUUACAAAAGUUGCAGAAGAAUCUGGAACCAGCUGAGCUGCCAACUGAUUUGGAAACGUUAACUUCUGAAGAGAGGUUUUUAUUCCGUAAAAUGGGUCUGAGCAUGAAACCUUUUUUGGUUCUAGGGAGGCGAGAGGUUUUUGAUGGCACCAUACAAAACAUUCAUUUACACUGGAAGUACCGGGAGUUGGUAAAGAUCAAUGUAGAACGAAAAACCUUUCCACAAGUGAAACAUUUUGCAAUUAGCCUUGAGGCUGAAAGUGGCGGGGUUCUAGUAUCUAUUGACAAAACUACUCGAGGCCAUGCAAUUAUCCUCUAUCGAGGCAAGAAUUAUCAGCGACCCAGUGAAUUCAGACCUAAAAAUCUUCUAACAAGGAGGCAGGCAUUGGCACGUUCAAUAGAACUUCAAAGAAGGGAGGCAUUAAAACAUCAUAUAUUGGAGUUGAAGGAUAAGAUCGAGAAUAUGAAAUCCGAUCUGGAUGAAACGAAAACUGUGAAGGAGAUUGAUGAGGAGGCCUUGUACUCUCGGUUAGAAGCAUUUGCUGAUGACGAGGACAUGGAAGAGGACUUCACUCCAGCCGGAAGAUAGGAUGUGAUCAUGGUCUGAUCAUGCAGUUUUUUGAGGGAAUAUGAAUUCCAAAUCCAUUUUUCUUCCUUCCAUUUAUUUAAACUUUAUUUUAAAUGCAAUUGUUUGUGGGACUGGCCACUAUGAAGUUGUUUGGUUGGUUGAGGUUGAUUGAUGGUAUAGGGGAGUGGAAGAAAUGGUUCACACAUCCUUUGGUUGAGGUUGGAAGUGACUAAGUGAGAGACAGUCAUGCUGGUAAAUGUUUAGUAAGUGGAAACUUAAUGUCAUUUAGAAUCUUAAUUUAAGACAAUUUUGUCAUGGGAA